Molecule: messenger RNA, 750 nt
Organism: Ophidiomyces ophidiicola
Lineage: Eukaryota; Fungi; Ascomycota; Eurotiomycetes; Onygenales; Onygenaceae
Exons: 1
Coding region: 1-750 (249 amino acids)
Source: RefSeq, a predicted model, not a curated record
AUGGCCAGAGCAACGUGGGAAAUAAGCGAUGAGGUAGUAGCGGAGUUAGCAAGUCACUUAGCUUUGGUUGGAGGAAAUACCUCGGAACAGGAGUCAAGGUCAGAUCAAAUAUCUGAGCAACUAAAAACAGCCCCAUUACACUCUUCCAAAGUCCGUAUUGCGGUUGGUACUAUUUCUAAGGAUAUCUUUUCGCAAUACGGCUUGCUAGGAAAACGUCUCACUACUUAUGGACAUGAAAGUGAUAACCUCACCUUAGGCGAACCCAGGGAUGAACUGAUAUACAUGAACACGAAUGCGCCAUGGUCGACAUUCAUAUGUGGCAGUCAAGGAAGUGGAAAGAGUCAUACAUUGUCAUGCAUGCUGGAGAACGCGCUUCUGGCUCCUUCACGGACUGGGAAACUCUCUGAGCCGCUGACAGGCUUGGUGCUUCAUUACGAUGGAUUUUCAAGUGUCGAUACAGGCCAACCAUGUGAAGCAGCAUACUUGUGCUCAUUAGGAAUUCCAGUGCAAGUACUUGUCUCACAAAGUCACUAUCAGGCUAUGAAAGUGUUGUAUGAGAAUCUGGAAGGGCUGCCAGAGGGUUCUCCUAAGCCUAAGGUGAUGGCAAUGAAAUUUUUGGAGAAACACCUGAAAAUCACAAUGAUUAAGUCGCUGAUGGCGGUAGAUAAGGAUGGACAGAUGCCAUUAUAUAUGGAGGUAAGCUGUUGGCAACGGGAAAGCAUGUCAUGGCGAGCCCCUAAUGAUUCAUAG